AUGGCGCCCAAGAAAGAUAAAGAGUUCUCCGUUACGCCUACCAUUGCCAAGCAUCUGGAACGGUUCAAGCCCGACUUGCGCGACAUAGAGUUGCUCCCAAACCAGAACGGUCCGGACGUGAAGGAGAUGAAGACUAAUUUCUACGCGAACACAACGCGGUCCAUCUUCUGCGCGCUGGGCUGGCCGGACACAUGCGCCAAAACGGCGCCGUUAUCGGACUCUACCUGGACGUAUAAGAAUAUCCCGUCGCUGCCUGAGUUGGACGACGAGUCGUCGGCACAGAGAGCCAAGGAUAUCGAGACCCUUCAUGCUUAUGUACAAAGAUGGUAUGGCUGUCAACGUCGUGCCGAGAACAGCGAAGGUCGUAGCGGAGCCGCGGGUGGCAGUUCGAGACUUGCGCUCCAGAAGCGGCACAUUGAACGCAUCUUUGCUUCAUUGGCGCCUGCCCCUUCGCCCGUUCGUGCACUCGAUCUUUAUCAACGAGAGCAUAGCGAGCGCUACAAAGAUGCGUUCGCGACAUACUGGCAAGACCGCCUCAAUGCCUUGGACGAUGAUGUUGCCAAGAAGGAGCUUCACAAGUGUCGAGCCGGCGAAGAGUGCCGUUUCGCUUCGCAGAGCCUGUCUCACGAGCCGAAGGACUUUGUUGGUCAGCUCGAGGCUUCCGCGCGUGGCAAGUACGACGACGCUAUGGAGCGUUACAAGUCCCUUUUUGGUAAUCCGGACCAGACGAUGGCAAACUCAUGCGCGUGGGUUGCACCCGAGAUGGGAUCUUUUCUCCAGCUCCUCGUGGACUGGCUCUGCUUGCGUUAUGGUGUCGCAAUAACGCUUCUCGUUGCAGGGCAGCAUGACACGGGCCGUGGCGACUGUCAAACUAUUUUCGGCUCCGGUGCGAGACGCGCCGGUUCAUCAACGUUAUUGGACUUCAUGGGCAUAACGUUGCGCGACGCGAAGAUCCAAAUGCGCAUGUACGCACAGGAUGUUCUCACAGGAGAGGUCGCAGAUGGUAUAGAGGAGAAGGCAAAGGAUGGGAAAGGCGCCGACGACGCGUCUGACGACGAAGAGGAUCUCACUGGACCCAUGUUCGAAGCGGGUGGAUCUCGCACCAUGAAUACUGCACCUGCAGGUGUACCUCCUGUUCAGUGCGAACGCGGACGAGGACAUUCUCGGGCACCACAUCAGCCGUCUCGCUCGAUAAGCUCUUCUCCGUUGGGCCACGGGCUCGAGAUGGAUACCUUCUCUAGCAGGCGCGACGACCAGCUGUCUGCGCCAGGCGCACUGCGCAAAGGAGCAGACGCACGCUCAGGGGCAGGGGGCGAUGACCGCGAUGCGCGCGCGAAGGGCGCUGGCCAGGACAGUCGUCCGCGUCCUCCUAUCCUGGACCCUCUGGGUGGUCUGGCUCGCUACGGAGGUUCUUGUGAUGGAUCGCAGGCUCCCGGGAGUUAUAUGGGCUCUCAGAGCAGGGAGCAGGAUCGCGGCGCAGGUGGCAAUCGGCACGGCGGCGGCUCGUCCCUUGAGCCUUUCGGGUCGCAACUCGGGUCUCGCCCGGUCAUGCCCAACCAACGCAUAACGGCUGAGACUGCCCGCGCACUGCCAGGACUAGCCGCAGGCGAUCGCACGAAAUAUCCGUUCGCUGCCGCGGACCCCACCGAAGACGAGGAGGAGUUGGCGCUACCGACUACUGACUGGAUGUGGCCGGCGGAACUAGACGCCAGAACCCGUCCCGCGCUGGAGGACGAUGCCGGCAGUUUCGGUGGUGGUAGGCCUCGGCUUGCGUCGCAAUCGCGAUCGACGGUUGGGAGUUCGAGCGGGGUCUCGCGCGGGUCGCGUAUGUCCAUGCCGGCCGAGACGGACGACGAGGGCAUCGACGCCGAUACCCUUCACAAGUCGAUUUACAAGGACAGGAAGCAGAAGAAUCCUGCUCCCAAGAAGCCUCGUGAGGGAUAUCAUUCGAAGCGUAGACGGGCCGAAAACGCCGUCGGCGACGCGGCUGGAUCAGGCGGGGCGGCUGGAUCGACGGCGCCUGUCGGCGAUGCGCAGACUGCUGAGGGUACGCAAGGGGCGGGUUCAGCGAGGGUGGGGAGAGACACGGAUCUGGAGGAGUGGUAUGCGGAGAAGCGCAAGAAGACGGCGCAGUCGAAACCUAGGCCGAAGCGAUUGCCGGGAAGGGUUGCGCGUACCACCGCGACGUUGGCGGAUGCGCCUGGGAGGCCUACGCGGGUGGAACCCUCUCGCGGGAAGGCUGCACUCGCAGGGACUGCCGUUUCUGCGAGCGGCACGUCUACCACUGCAACAGAUGUGGUCGAAACUGCGCCACUUCCGCGCCGACGCCAGCGCCAGUCACUCUCCGGGUCGUCACUUCAACAGUUGACACAGCCAAAGCCCGCCCGCAAGAAACCCCGCGCCGUCCUGGACAGCGACGAGGAGCAGAACGACGAGAGCAAUCCCGUCACCGGGAAUGACGACUCCGUAAUGCAGGCGAUUGACGAACACAAUGUUCCCGACAUACUAGCAUUUGAGAACGAUUGGGCGAAGCGUCACUCGGGUGCUUCAUAUGCGUCUGUAACGGGUGCAGCGUGGGAUGCGUACGCGAGGGAGAAGCGAGCCGUCGUCGUGAACGCGAUUCAUGCCCUGGGCGGCGCGGACGACAAAAGGGCAUACGCCGACGUAGUCGAGAAGAUGGAGGCUCUUCUCGCGCAUGAGUCUAGCUGGGAUCCAGCUGGUAGCAAGCAGCUGCCGAACGCGCGUCGGCCGUCCGGGGUCGGCGCGAUGGUAAAGGCCCGUGGGGCGCUUGUAGCUGCGACUGAACUGUCAGCUAGCUUCGGGCGCGACUUCGUGCGGUGGUGGAUUGCGCUCCAGCCGAGCGAACGAGCGCCCGCGACGGCCGCAAGCGUGGCAGACUUGCUUCCGGCGGGCUCGAACAUGGACUGGGCGACGUUCACACAGGCGCGGGGGUACAAGGGAGCCUUCCUACUUGUGUGGUGCCUCGCGCAUUGGGCCAUGCAUGACGACGACCGUCAGCAAUUCGCCGCGGCGGCACGCGACAUUUCAACAGUACUGGGCAUUCUCGCAGUGCUCUCGGAUAGCGGGCAGCAGUUGCGAGAGAGCGGACAGCUGGCGGGUGAUACGCGCGAGGGUUUAGGUGCUAGGGCGAGUCAGCGCCAUGUACGUUAA
Molecule: messenger RNA, 3171 nt
Organism: Peniophora sp. CBMAI 1063
Lineage: Eukaryota; Fungi; Basidiomycota; Agaricomycetes; Russulales; Peniophoraceae
Source: the annotation of a GenBank genome assembly